AUGCUAUCAGAAACCAUAAAAAAAGUGAAAAGUUAUAGACAAUCUGGAUAUAUUCAGAUGAAAAUUGCUGCAAAGGAGAUAGCAGAGAAUCUCGAAUGCAGUACAGAAUUUCCUGAUGACACUGAAGUUAGACCCAGAAGGAAAAAGCGUCAAUUUGACUAUGAAAAAGCUGUCGAUGAACCCUUAAUAGAGGAGAAAAAAUUUAAAAUAAACUUUUUCAACUAUAUUCUGGACAUUACCCUUAAUUCUCUGAAUGAACGAUUCACGCUUCUGGAAACCCAUAGCAAAAAAUUUCAGUUCUUAUAUGACAUUUUAAAACUCAAGGAUAUAGAUGACAAAACGCUAGAAAAUUAUUGUUCCAGUCUUGAGUUUAUACUUUCGGUUGAAAAUGAAACAGAUAUAAAUGCAAAUGACCUUAGAGAAGAAUUGCGUGAUGUAUCCAGAAUGCUACCAUAUUCUACGAAACCUUUGGAUGUUUUAAAUUAUUUAUGCCAAAAUAGCUUAAUUAGUUUGUAUCCAAAUACUGUUGUAGCUCUGAGAAUUUUAUUAACUCUCCCUGUAUCUGUAGCUAGUGGGGAAAGAAGUUUCUCCAAAUUAAAAUUAAUAAAAAACUACUUAAGAAGUUCAAUAGGACAAACAAAACUUAAAAAUUUGGCAUUAAUUUCUAUUGAAUCUGCAAUGGCUAGCACUCUAGACUACACAUCAGUAAUUAACGAAUUUACUAAAGUUAAAGUUAGAAGAGUUAAGCUGUAA
This is a messenger RNA of Hydra vulgaris (swiftwater hydra), 753 nucleotides long. RefSeq names its product zinc finger MYM-type protein 1-like. Gene Ontology annotation, molecular function: protein dimerization activity. The record is from RefSeq and is a predicted model, not a curated record. Lineage: Eukaryota; Metazoa; Cnidaria; Hydrozoa; Anthoathecata; Hydridae.